AUGUCUGACGUCGGUCGCAAGGAUUUCACUACCAAGGCCAAGGAGGAGCUCACCCCUGACUCCACCAAGUCCACCCAGGACAAGAUCUAUGAGGCGGCCACCGAUACCACCGAUCGAAUUGCUCGUGGUUUGCAGACCGACGAGAGCAAGGGUGCUGGCCAGGAGGUCUUUGAUAAGGCCCAGCGCGCUAGCGACAACCAUGUCCACGAUGGUGCUACCGGUUCCAUCGGUGACAAGGUCAAGAACGCCCUCGGUCUCGGCAACUAG
Penicillium salamii is the source of this 267-nucleotide messenger RNA. The record is from the annotation of a GenBank genome assembly. Lineage: Eukaryota; Fungi; Ascomycota; Eurotiomycetes; Eurotiales; Aspergillaceae.